UUCAGCACAUGGUCACUCUGAUGACUUGAAAAAAACACAGUGACCGGACUUAAGCUUGUCAUAUUAGUUUCACCCAUAAAUUAACUUAAAAUAGACACCAUGAGCUGUCCAGGAUUUGGGGAACUGAACAUACCGUCGUCCCGCGCCUUCUGGGACGACUGCGACGAGGAUGAGUUGGAGAACCUGAAGCCGGUCGAGAAGCUGCAGCUCAAAUUCGAUGGCGAGCCGGCUGGCGAGGUAGCCCCCGUGGAGAGCGAGCUCCUGGUGGUCAUCGAGGGCGUCAACGUCACCCACUUUGCCACCUCGCUGCUGGCAAAGGAUUCGAAACGCCUUUGCGGCAUUCCCGCCAAGACCUCGUCCCUGCACUGGAGUCCUUCGUCCAAACAGCUGCUGGCCAUCCUGGAGGAGGACCUGACCAGCAGUGGCGAGAUUACGGAGCUUCUACUACCCUACGCAAAGCUGGCCAAGAAAGUGGUCACCCUGACGCUGAAGCCUAAGGUCGAAUUCAAGAGCGAGGACAUCCAGCUUUACCGGGAUCACAUAGCCAUUGUGCGUGGCGUGGGAGUCGACCAGAAGGAUAUCACCGAACUAGAGGCUCCCAACUUUAUUGCCGGAGUGGCGGCGGGAGUUGCCAGUUGGCGGGACCAGGAGGAGUUGCCAGUGAGCUCCUUCGUCAUCUACACAGACAAGCUGCCCCUGGACGCUACGGCUGCCCAGCCAGUGAUAAAGCUCCUUCAGAGCGUAGGCGUGCAGUCCUGCAGCCCCAAUUACGUCCCACCGCGCAAGGAGAACUCCUAUCUGUACAUGUAAAACUACUUUCGGCUGUGUUCUUCCUAGUUUUAAUGUUUGUAAAAAUGUUGCGGUUGCGGAAUAAAAAACGAAUUACUUUAGUACUUCAAA
Drosophila suzukii is the source of this 900-nucleotide messenger RNA. RefSeq names its product Proteasome assembly chaperone 1 (gene PSMG1). Lineage: Eukaryota; Metazoa; Arthropoda; Insecta; Diptera; Drosophilidae. The record is from RefSeq and is a predicted model, not a curated record. Gene Ontology annotation, biological process: proteasome core complex assembly. Gene Ontology annotation, cellular component: endoplasmic reticulum. Gene Ontology annotation, molecular function: proteasome binding.